AUGGAGAAAAGCAAGUUGGCAUACGCAAAUGCUACCGUGUUAGGGCCUAAAGCUAAGAAGCACUUUGUGCUUGUUCAUACUUUAGGCCAUGGAGCCUGGUCCUGGUACAAGAUUGUAGCAUUGAUGACAUCUACAGGGCAUAAUGUCACAGCUAUUGACUUGGGUGCUUCAGGGAUCAACCCCAAACAGGCCCUUGAAAUUCCACAUUUUUCUGAUUACUUGAGUCCACUAAUGGAGUUCAUGGCUUCACUUCCUGCUGGUAAAAAAGUAGUUCUCGUAGGGCAUAGCCUUGGUGGAUUCGCCAUUUCUAAAGCCAUGGAAACAUUCCCUGAAAAGAUUUCAGUUGCUGUAUUUCUUAGUGCUCUAAUGCCUGGUCCAAUUCUCAAUGUAACCGAUAUCUACACUAAGGCACUCAAUGCAACAAUAGUUCAACUUGAUAAUCGUAUUGCAUAUGAUAAUGGACCUACAAAUCCUCCAGCCACUCUCAUCCUAGGUCUGAACUACUUGGCAGCUAGUGUUUAUCAGCUGAGCCCAAUUGAGGAUUUGACUCUGGCCACUACACUAGUAAGGCCAUUUUAUUUAUACAGCGCGGAAGAUGUUUCUAAGGAGAUAGUUCUUACAAGCAAAAGGUAUGGAUCAGUUAGGCGAGUGUUCAUUGUUGCUCCUGAAAAUAAUGCUCUGAAGAAGGAAUUUCAACAGUGGAUGAUUGAAAAGAAUCCACCAGAUGAAGUGGAACAGAUCGAGGGCUCUGACCACGCGACCAUGAUGUCUAAGCCCCAACAACUUUUUACUACUCUUCUGAGCAUCGCUUACAAGUAUAGCUAAAGAACUGUUAGUUAAAAAGAAUAAGGGGACAUGUGUAAGGCUGAAAAUAAAACUUGAGUCAAUUCACAUAUCUGAUGCACUUAUAUGGGGAUCUCACUUCUUCCAUAACGUAUUCAAAUGUUUCGAUUUGGAAUUGUUUAAACUUUGUGAACAAUUUGAUGAAAUAAAA
Solanum stenotomum is the source of this 994-nucleotide messenger RNA. Its product is annotated as methyl jasmonate esterase 1-like. The record is from RefSeq and is a predicted model, not a curated record. Gene Ontology annotation, molecular function: methyl indole-3-acetate esterase activity; methyl salicylate esterase activity; methyl jasmonate esterase activity. NCBI's taxonomy places the organism in Eukaryota, Viridiplantae, Streptophyta, Magnoliopsida, Solanales, Solanaceae. Gene Ontology annotation, biological process: salicylic acid metabolic process; jasmonic acid metabolic process. The transcript is spliced from 3 exons. The coding region runs from base 1 to 825 and encodes 274 amino acids.